Messenger RNA from Plasmodium gonderi, 1536 nucleotides. RefSeq names its product pyruvate kinase. Gene Ontology annotation, biological process: glycolytic process. Gene Ontology annotation, cellular component: cytoplasm. The record is from RefSeq and is a predicted model, not a curated record. The coding region runs from base 1 to 1536 and encodes 511 amino acids. Lineage: Eukaryota; Apicomplexa; Aconoidasida; Haemosporida; Plasmodiidae. The transcript has 3 exons. Gene Ontology annotation, molecular function: pyruvate kinase activity; magnesium ion binding; potassium ion binding.
AUGAACUCUUUCAAAUAUAAGAAUUCUAUUUCAGGCGCAAGUUUACAAAGCGCUGCAAAUAUAACCCUGAGGCAAAUUUUAGAACCCAGUACUGUGGAUUUACGCUCCAAAAAAACGCACAUUGUUUGUACCUUAGGACCAGCAUGCAAAUCCGUUGAAACUCUUGUAAAAUUGAUAGAUGCAGGUAUGAACAUUUGCCGAUUCAACUUUUCUCAUGGAUCACAUGAAGACCACAAGGAAAUGUUUAAUAAUGUUUUGAAGGCACAGGAGCAAAGGCCAAACAGCCUAUUAGGAAUGUUGUUAGAUACAAAGGGGCCUGAAAUUAGAACAGGUCUUUUAAAAAACAAAGAAGCUCAUUUAAAAGAAGGAAGUAAAUUAAAAUUAGUUACAGAUUAUGAUUACUUAGGAGAUGAAACAUGUAUUGCUUGUUCAUACAAAAAGUUACCACAAAGUGUAAAGAAAGGAAACAUUAUAUUAAUUGCUGAUGGAUCAGUUAGUUGUAAAGUAUUAGAAACACAUGAUGAUCAUGUUAUAACAGAAGUACUAAAUUCAGCAAUAAUUGGUGAAAAAAAAAAUAUGAAUUUGCCAAAUGUAAAGGUUGAUUUGUCAAUCAUAGGAGAAAAAGAUAAAGAUGAUAUUCUCAAUUUUGCAAUUCCUAUGGGAUGUAAUUUUAUAGCAGCUUCAUUUAUUCAAUCGGCAGAGGAUGUCAGGUUAAUUAGGAAUUUAUUAGGACCAAGAGGAAGACAUAUUAAAAUUAUCCCCAAAAUAGAAAAUAUUGAGGGUAUUAUUAACUUCGACAAAAUUUUAGCUGAAUCUGAUGGAAUUAUGAUUGCAAGAGGUGAUUUGGGGAUGGAAAUAUCUCCUGAAAAGGUUUUCUUAGCCCAGAAAUUAAUGAUUUCGAAAUGCAACUUGCAAGGAAAACCAAUUAUAACCGCUACUCAGAUGUUGGAAUCGAUGACCAAGAACCCAAGACCAACGAGAGCCGAAGUGACAGAUGUAGCUAAUGCAGUGUUAGAUGGAACGGAUUGCGUUAUGCUUUCUGGAGAAACAGCUGGCGGAAAGUUCCCAGUUGAAGCUGUUACAAUUAUGUCCAAAAUUUGUUUAGAAGCUGAAGCAUGUAUUGAUUAUAAGUUGUUACAUCAAUCAUUGGUUAGCGCGAUAGACACUCCGAUAAGUGUACAGGAAGCCGUAGCUAGAUCAGCUGUCGAAACAGCUGAAUCUAUUGGUGCAUCUUUAAUUGUAGCUUUAACGGAAACUGGAUAUACUGCUAGAUUAAUAGCUAAAUAUAAACCAAGCUGCACCAUUUUAGCCCUUAGUGCAUCCGAUUCAACGGUUAGAUGCUUGAACGUACACAGAGGAACCACAUGUAUUAAGGUAGGAUCAUUCCAAGGAACUGACAAUGUCUUAAGAAAUGCAAUAGAAAUAGCCAAAGAGAGAAAUUUAGUUAAAGUAGGGGAUAGUGUAAUAUGCAUUCAUGGUAUUAAAGAAGAAGUUGCAGGAGGUACCAACCUAAUGAAAGUAAUCCAAGUGGAAUGA